UCGGCGCGCCAGUACACAGACAACAGCCGUAGGGUGAGUGUGCGUUGCUUCUGUCCGGAAUUCGAGACUACUUUUACGUGACCGUUUAGAACCGGUUUUGAAAGUGCUCUGAGGUGUGGCGUAGGCGGUCAGUGCCGCGUUCAACCGUAAAAUACUCUUUUCAAAAGUUCAAAAUCAACUUUGUGUUAAUAAAAAAGUGCAUUUGUGACUCACGGCGAUUGUUCGACCUUAUCUUGAGUGAAAAAGACGACAACAGCGGCGAACACGUGCGCGAGUGAGGCAGAAGAGUCCAGUUUAAACCUGUUUGGAUUUUUUUAAACCAAAAAGGAUAAAAAGUGACCGCUUUCGUGUCUAGUUAUGCGAGUGUGUGUGUCUGUGAGAGGAUUUCUAUAGAACAAGAUGGCUGUCCUUCCCGCUCUUUUUGGACUUCUCCUCGCAACUGUCGUUACAGGUCAAAAUGUAGACAUCUCGCCUAAGGAGGCCGUGCGCCGCGCUGGAGACGACCUAGUGGUGCUCUGCAAAGUUCCCUACCCAAUUGACUCUUGUCGAAUGACAGUCGGCGGUAAAUCAUACAGACUCAUUCCGAGCAAUCAGGAUGAAGAAGUCGUUUAUUCGGGUCAAGGAUUACAGUACGGCGAAUGCGGAGCUCACAUAAAACAUAUACGGGAAGAGUGGAACGGGAACAUAUCUUGUAUGUUACCCCCCAAGAGCGGCAGCAUUGAAGUCACCGGCGCCAUGAGAUUGCUUGUUGCAAGAGCCCCAGGAAACCCCCAACUCGUCUCCUCACCACAGUCCACUUUCAAAGAGGGUGACGACUUCAUGGCACAAUGCAUAGUUCCUGAUGGCAGACCAGCUGCCAAGAUCACUUGGUAUUUGGACGAGGUCCAACUCCUAGCCGGAGUACACCAGCCCAUCAUAACAUCGGAGCCCGGCAGUGACUUACAAACGAUCAGCCAAAAUGUCUCCAGGUCCCUGACUGCGGACGACAAUGGCAAGAAACUGGUUUGUCGAGCUGAACACGAGGCUCUGGACGGGCCCAAGGAAGCUGCGAGACAGCUGGUGGUUCACUACCCGCCCAAGCGGCUGGAGGCGGGCCCCAUCACCAUCUUCGGGCUGAAGCUGGGCGCCGAGGGCCGCCUCAACGUGUCGCUGCGCGCCAACCCGCCGCCCGCCGCCGAGUGGACGCUGGGCGACGUCGUGCUGGCGCCGCCCGCCGCCGACGCCUCGCGCUCCGCCGUCGCGCUCGAGCCGCUGCACCUGGGCGGCGGCUACUACAACAUCACGCUGGUGCUGACGCGGGUGGCCAAGGAGGACGUCGACCGCACGUACUACCUCCGGGUCACCAACGACCUGGGUCAGGAGGAGUUCGCGCUGAGACUCAGCACCAUGGACGAGCCGGCCGCACGCAAAGCAAAGUCCUCGUAUCUUAUAAUCGAAGUCUAUGGUGUAGAACUAGACACGGGGGCAAUAGUUGGCAUAGUGAUAGCCGUGCUGCUGCUCCUCAUUGCCAUCUUCCUCGUCGUGUUCGCGAAGGCGACCGACCGCUGGUGUUUCGCAGGGCGGUCCCACCGCACCGACAUCCCAGACGGAGCUGAUUCCGAAGCCCCCCUCCCCCCUCACGAUGACGUCAAAGGAUCUGAGAACCCCUCCCAUGAUCACGGUGACUACAUCAGCAACGGUGACACUAAACACCCCGAGAAGAAACCGGACACGGCUGUCUAAAUUGUAAGUGUAAGCUGUCACUCGACUCGACCAGUUCAACUUAUGUAAAUUCAUUUACAUAAUUCAGGAUUUUUAUGUAAAUUGUUGUAUGUAAUGUCAUUGCUUAGUCAAUUGUUAUAUUUAUGCAAUUGAUAUUGACGUUAUGUAAUUCAAAAUGAACUAUGUAAAGAUUUAUGUAAUUUUUAAAAUAAUUAAAAUAUUCUUCUAAUAGUUAAUCAUUUCUAAUGUUUUAAAAGAAUAAACGAAGCUUUGUAUUAAAUUUCAUAUACACGUAGUUCAAUUUAUUAUAUUACAUGUUAUGUAAAUUAUAUAAUUACAUAUAUUAUAACGAAUUUAGAAGUGAAUUUUAAUAUUAUUCCUCAUUUUUUUUUAAGACAAGAGUGGCAGCUUUCCUACAUCGUAACUGAAAGCUUCUCCGUUAAAUAAAAAUGUUAUUUGAAAAUAAAAUUUAAUCGCAACGACGAAUUUUUCAAUUUUAAAUAAUGUACACGUCUGUAGACUGUUAUAUACUGCCUCCUUUAUAUACUAUAUAAGCGUAAAAUUAUUGUCUAUAGCCUGAACCAAUCGUAGUCGUAAAGAUAAAUUAAAUUUUGAUUUACGUACACGAGGCGAUUUGCUUAUAGCUCUGAUAUAUGCUAUACAAACAGUUCUUGAACAUAUAUUUAUAUAUUUAUGCAACACUGUUCCACUUAACUACUUAUAACUACGAUAUUUUUUCGGAAAUCCGUAAUGAAUAUCAUACAUUCAAGAUUCAAGAAUUCAACCAGUGAUAUCGCGUCAAUUCAAGGUCAAACUUGUUUAUUUGUCUUUACGUCUCCUGCAAUUGGCGCAGGCUAUAUAACUGUUAACAAAUUGAUUUAAAUAUAUCAUAACCCGAUUGCGGUAUACGUAACUUAGAUAUUGGUAUUAAAAUUUAAAAAAAAAUUAUACUUUUUGCUCAAAUGGCUCAAAUAUAAUAACGGGCAACUUUCAUGUACUGAUGUCAGUGGAUUUUGGGUUGAAAUUUUAACCCUUCCCUUAAAACGAGAGGCCUUUCCAAUUUCUAAUAUGAUUCGCAAAUUAAUAUUCCGUUAUUCGAAGUUUAGAUAUAUAGAAGAUAUUUACGUAUAAUAUAUAAAUUUACAUACAUGGCUAUAAUAUAGUGGCUCAGCUAAAUCCUAAAUUUAUUAACACGCUAUUUAUAAAAACAUAUGACGUUCGAAAACGCAUAAAAAAUACGAAUAACUUUAAUUGGCACUCAAAAUUAUCAAUAGAAAUUGCAUCUUUUUAUUAUAUUUGAUAGUGAUGCUCUCGCUCUAGGGGGCCCCAGUGCACCUCUUUUGACAUGGCAACGCCAAUGCAACGUAAUACCGCAGUCGGGUAAUACUUCCUAAAUCAUUCUAAUAUAAACUCUUUGAAUAUAUUUAGAUAAUAAGAAUCUCAUUUGUUAAACAACGAAUCCCAUCGCAAAAUAUAGUUAAGAUAUUAUUAAAACGACUCAACUUGAAAUAAAACUAGGCUAUUUGAUUUGGUAUUUAAAAUUAUUGUCAGAAUGUUUAAGGUCACGAACUUAUCCCGGCUAAAAAAUUACGUCGCCAUUUUGAAAUAACUGUCAGUGAAUUGUUAUAGAAUAUAAAAGAUUAGGAAUUUGAACAAAGUUAAUUGCUACGAUGAAUUUUGUCUAUAAAACUUAAGUGAUUUUGAUUGACACACCAAUUAAUCUUCUUCAUCCAACGAAAUAAACUGUUUUCUAUUGGCUAAUUAAAAGCUAUUAAGCUGAUAAUGACAUUAAUUAGCAAUUUAUUUAGUAAAUUUUUCUUAAAUCAAUAAUCAAAUUUUGUUCAAAUCUCAUUACUUUAACAUCAAAAGUAUGAUAAGAAAUAUACGUACAAUUAUUUAACUAAUUCAAUGACAGAGACGAUCCGGGCCAGAUAAGUUUGUUGGCUUUUAUUAAGUAUUUAAAAAAAAUAUCUGUUUUUUUUUAUUAUACUCGGCGAAAGUAGUGUAUGGUUCGGCCUGCAGUUUUCGUUGUAAGAAAACUCGAAAAUGUAAUGCUUUUAUCUGUAUUUUUUUUUGACAUAUAUGUAAAUGCCAUUUUGUAUUUUUAUUUAGGUUAUAAAUUACACAAGUACAUAAUUAUUUCUUAAUUUUAGGACUAAUGUGUUCGAACCACCAUUUUUUUUAAUGUUUUGUAUAUAAUCUGUCGUAGAAUUAAUUCCAUACCUACUUAAAAUAGAUUUAAAAUACGUUGGUUGUUUAAACAGAAACGAGUUUUUUUGUUUUUUUAAUUGUUAAAAUGCAGAUGCUCUGUAAUUAAAUGAAAUCUCAAUGAACGCAUUUUACUCAAUUAAGAAAAAAAAAUCGUUAAUACAAUAUUUUUUGUAUUUUUCCAGUUUAUAUUUUUUUUUUUUUGUAAAAACAAAAUUUUAUAAAAAUGACAUUUAGCUUAAGUUAGCGUUAAGUCACCGUCAUUGUGAUUUUUAGUAUUUUUUUUAUUAUUAUUAUUAAAUGGAAUUACUUAAUAAGAAUUUAUUUUUGUACCAGUUUAGUUUUAGCGAGUGUUUUAAUUGUUAAUCGAAUUAAAUACACUGCCAUUUUGCAUAACCGUCAUACGAUACUUAAUAAAUUUCAAAUAAAAAUAGCAAAUAAUCAACUUUAUACGAAUAUUAAUUUAGAUUUUUUAUGAUAUAUCGAAAUUUUUAUGAAUUCCAAUAACCAGUAAUGCAUAGUUGGUGAAAAUAUGUUUAAAAUGUUUAUAAAGUGUGAACUUGCGACUUUUAGCCGAUACUACGAAUUAUAAUUGAAUAUAAAAGUAUUUAUUAAAUAAGAA
Vanessa tameamea is the source of this 4531-nucleotide messenger RNA. It is a transcript of the gene Fas3, whose product is annotated as fasciclin-3. The record is from RefSeq and is a predicted model, not a curated record. Bases 400 to 1722 code for a protein of 440 amino acids. Lineage: Eukaryota; Metazoa; Arthropoda; Insecta; Lepidoptera; Nymphalidae. The transcript is spliced from 12 exons.